UCACUUAUGGGUCGGAAGCGUUGCGUGGGGGAGACUGUUCCAAGAUGGCGGCGGGUUGCUGCGGGGUGAAGAAGCAGAAACUGUCCAGUUCGCCCCCCUCUGGCUCGGGUGGCGGUGGUGGCGCCUCCUCCUCCCACUGCAUCGGAGAGAGCCAGUGUCGAGCUGGGGAGCUGGGACUAGGAGGCGCCGGUACGCGGCUCAACGGGCUGGGAGGUCUCACUGGGGGAGGUAGCGGCAGCGGCUGUACCCUCUCUCCCCCCCAGGGCUGCGGAGGCGGCGGCGGGGGGAUUUCCCUGUCGCCACCUCCGAGCUGCGGAGUGGGGACCCUACUUUCCACCCCGGCUGCCGCCACCUCUUCCUCGCCCUCCUCGUCGUCCGCCGCCUCGUCCUCAUCGCCCAGCUCCCGGAAGAUGGUGGUGUCAGCGGAGAUGUGCUGCUUUUGCUUCGAUGUACUCUACUGUCACCUGUACGGAUACCAGCAGCCCCGGACUCCCCGGUUCACCAACGAGCCCUACCCACUGUUUGUAACAUGGAAGAUUGGUCGAGACAAAAGGUUGCGUGGAUGCAUAGGUACUUUUUCUGCCAUGAAUUUGCAUUCAGGACUCAGGGAGUACACACUUACCAGUGCCCUUAAAGAUAGCCGUUUUCCCCCAAUGACAAGGGAUGAACUGCCACGGCUCUUCUGCUCAGUGUCUCUGCUCACUAACUUUGAAGAUGUUUGUGACUAUUUGGACUGGGAGGUGGGUGUACAUGGCAUUAGAAUAGAAUUCAUCAAUGAAAAAGGAUCAAAACGCACCGCCACCUACCUACCGGAGGUUGCAAAGGAGCAAGGAUGGGACCAUAUUCAGACCAUAGACUCCUUACUGAGGAAAGGAGGGUACAAAGCUCCGAUUACUAAUGAAUUCAGGAAAACCAUAAAACUUACCAGGUACCGUAGUGAAAAGAUGACCCUGAGCUAUGCUGAAUACCUUGCUCAUCGCCAGCAUCAUCAUUUCCAAAAUGGCAUUGGGCAUCCCCUUCCACCAUACAACCAUUAUUCCUGACACUGAGCCGCACAACCAGUCACUGGGCCUC
Eptesicus fuscus (big brown bat) is the source of this 1074-nucleotide messenger RNA. It is a transcript of the gene AMMECR1, whose product is annotated as AMMECR nuclear protein 1. The coding region runs from base 45 to 1043 and encodes 332 amino acids. Gene Ontology annotation, cellular component: nucleus. The record is from RefSeq and is a predicted model, not a curated record. The transcript has 6 exons. Lineage: Eukaryota; Metazoa; Chordata; Mammalia; Chiroptera; Vespertilionidae.